CAAAAGGUCGCCGGAUCUCCCUCUCCGGUUCCGUUACGACGGCACUUUCAAAAUCCUCAGGUCUGUCUCCGUCCGGUUCCAGCUCCUUCAGUUCUUCCGCUAAAGACCAAACUUAAUUGCAUUAAUCAAUCGUUGUUGACAGUUGUUGAUCUUAAUGCCGAUCUGUGAUGAUGAAGGUGGCUGACAUGCAUUACGGGAAUGGGGCCGUGUCUAGGUGCAGGGACGUGUUGGCUUCUGAGUUCGAUUUCUGCUCUGAUAUGAACACGACUCUGUUUCUCAAGAGGAUGCUCGAUGCCGAGAAGCCUGAUUUCGUUGCUUUUACUGGGGAUAACAUAUUUGGUCCAAGCGCUGCUGAUGCUGCUGAAUCUCUUCUUCAAGUUUUUAGUCCCGUUUUGGAAUCUGGACUUCCAUGGGCAGCGGUUUUGGGGAACCAUGACCAAGAAUCUACAAUGAAUCGUGAAGAACUGAUGUCUUUUAUCUCUCUUCUAGAUUAUUCAGUCUCACAAAUCAACCCGUCAGCUGAAGAUAUAAUUAAUAAUGCGAGAGACAAUAUAGGAAAAGAUAUUGAUGGCUUUGGAAACUAUAAUCUGAGAGUGCAUGGUGCUUCUGGUUCCAAUUUAGCAAAUAACAGUGUUCUCAACCUUUUCUUUCUUGACAGUGGAGACAGAGAGAUUGUUCAAGGUAUUCGAACUUAUGGAUGGAUCAAGGAAUCUCAACUUAGUUGGCUUCGUAGUGUCUUUGGAGAGUUUGAGGGCCAGAAACAGGAUGUUAAUUACUUGACAGGUCCAACUACGCCGCCGGCUUUGGGAUUCUUCCAUAUUCCAAUUCCUGAAGUUCGAGAUCUAUACUACCAAGAGAUUGUAGGUCACUUUCAAGAGGGCGUGGCUUGUUCUUUUGUGAAUGCAGGAGCCUUAAGAACCUUUAUCUCCAUAGGUGAUGUGAAGGCUGUGUUCAUUGGCCAUGAUCACACUAAUGACUUCUGUGGGAAUUUGGGUGGUAUAUGGUUCUGUUAUGGUGGAGGCUUUGGAUAUCAUGGCUACGGAAAGGCUGGGUGGGCGAGGAGAGCAAGAGUCAUAUUAGCAGAGCUUGGAAAAGGUGAAAGGGGGUGGAUGGGAGUACAGAGGAUUAAGACGUGGAAGCGGCUUGAUGAUGAGAACCUGAGCAAGAUCCACGAACAAGUAUUAUGGGAAUCACAACCAUCACAAUGACUUCUAUUGCAGGACUCAUUAUUAAAUCCCCAAUCCCCAAUCCCCAAUAUGGCUUAAACCAUAACAUGUGUAGUUUCUCUGGGAAAUGAAUUGCAGUGGGACUUGCAGAAAUUUACUGUUGAGAUAUAUGCUUCUGAUGGGAAUGCAUUCCUUCUUUUAUCUCGGUCAAGUACAUUUGUUAAGAGAUCCCUCUUUCGUGGCCCUCUGCGGCUUGAGGCAGGAUUCCAAGUAGGUAAUUGUUUAUAUUGUUAGUCGGUUUAUUUUAAAGAACUUGUUUCAUGGGGUAAUUGUUGGUUUACUAAUUUAUACCCCAUCUACUCAAAUCAUUCAUUUGUUGAAUGAUUGAUAUCUCUCUCAUUUAUAAGAAGUUUAUGAGUUUGAGUUA
Messenger RNA from Carica papaya (papaya), 1593 nucleotides. The record is from RefSeq and is a predicted model, not a curated record. Lineage: Eukaryota; Viridiplantae; Streptophyta; Magnoliopsida; Brassicales; Caricaceae.